AUGGCGCCUGCUCGGUGGAUCAGGAGUGUGUUAUGGCGCCUGCUCGGUGGAUCAGGAGUGUGUUAUGGCGCCUGCUCGGUGGAUCAGGAGUGUGUUAUGGCGCCUGCUCGGUGGAUCAGGAGUGUGUUAUGGCGCCUGCUCGGUGGAUCAGGAGUGUGUUAUGGCGCCUGCUCGGUGGAUCAGGAGUGUGUUAUGGCGCCUGCUCGGUGGAUCAGGAGUGUGUUAUGGCGCCUGCUCGGUGGAUCAGGAGUGUGUUAUGGCGCCUGCUCGGUGGAUCAGGAGUGUGUUAUGGCGCCUGCUCGGUGGAUCAGGAGUGUGUUAUGGCGCCUGCUCGGUGGAUCAGGAGUGUGUUAUGGCGCCUGCUCGGUGGAUCAGGAGUGUGUUAUGGCGCCUGCUCGGUGGAUCAGGAGUGUGUUAUGGCGCCUGCUCGGUGGAUCAGGAGUGUGUUAUGGCGCCUGCUCGGUGGAUCAGGAGUGUGUUAUGGCGCCUGCUCGGUGGAUCAGGAGGUGUUAUGGCGCCUGCUCGGUGGAUCAGGAGUGUGUUAUGGCGCCUGCUCGGUGGAUCAGGAGUGUGUUAUGGCGCCUGCUCGGUGGAUCAGGAGUGUGUUAUGGCGCCUGCUCGGUGGAUCAGGAGUGUGUUAUGGCGCCUGCUCGGUGGAUCAGGAGUGUGUUAUGGCGCCUGCUCGGUGGAUCAGGAGUGUGUUAUGGCGCCUGCUCGGUGGAUCAGGAGUGUGUUAUGGCGCCUGCUCGGUGGAUCAGGAGUGUGUUAUGGCGCCUGCUCGGUGGAUCAGGAGUGUGUUAUGGCGCCUGCUCGGUGGAUCAGGAGUGUGUUAUGGCGCCUGCUCGGUGGAUCAGGAGUGUGUUAUGGCGCCUGCUCGGUGGAUCAGGAGUGUGUUAUGGCGCCUCCUCGGUGGAUCAGGAGUGUGUUAUGGCGCCUGCUCGGUGGAUCAGGAGUGUGUUAUGGCGCCUCCUCGGUGGAUCAGGAGUGUGUUAUGGCGCCUGCUCGGUGGAUCAGGAGUGUGUUAUGGCGCCUGCUCGGUGGAUCAGGAGUGUGUUAUGGCGCCUCCUCGGUGGAUCAGGAGUGUGUUAUGGCGCCUGCUCGGUGGAUCAGGAGUGUGUUAUGGCGCCUGCUCGGUGGAUUGAGAGUGUGUUAUGGUGCCUGCUCGGUGGAUCAGGAGUGUGUUAUGGCGCCUGCUCGGUGGAUCAGGAGUGUGUUAUGGCGCCUGCUCGGUGGAUCAGGAGUGUGUUAUGGCGCCUCCUCGGUGGAUCAGGAGUGUGUUAUGGCGCCUGCUCGGUGGAUCAGGAGUGUGUUAUGGCGCCUGCUCGGUGGAUUGAGAGUGUGUUAUGGUGCCUGCUCGGUGGAUCAGGAGUGUGUUAUGGCGCCUGCUCGGUGGAUCAGGAGUGUGUUAUGGCGCCUGCUCGGUGGAUCAGGAGUGUGUUAUGGCGCCUGCUCGGUGGAUCAGGAGUGUGUUAUGGCGCCUGCUCGGUGGAUCAGGAGUGUGUUAUGGCGCCUGCUCGGUGGAUCAGGAGUGUGUUAUGGCGCCUGCUCGGUGGAUCAGGAGUGUGUUAUGGCGCCUGCUCGGUGGAUCAGGAGUGUGUUAUGGCGCCUCCUCGGUGGAUCAGGAGUGUGUUAUGGCGCCUGCUCGGUGGAUCAGGAGUGUGUUAUGGCGCCUCCUCGGUGGAUCAGGAGUGUGUUAUGGCGCCUGCUCGGUGGAUCAGGAGUGUGUUAUGGCGCCUGCUCGGUGGAUUGAGAGUGUGUUAUGGUGCCUGCUCGGUGGAUCAGGAGUGUGUUAUGGCGCCUGCUCGGUGGAUCAGGAGUGUGUUAUGGCGCCUGCUCAGUGGAUUGAGAGAUUGUAUUGAGAGUUGGGAGCAGAGCGUCCCCAGUGGCUCCUCAGACUCUUAUCUCAGGGAGGAGCAGCCGAGAGCAUCCAGGGAAGCUCUGAUCAAGUCCUGUCUCAAUCGCUUCUAA
Knipowitschia caucasica is the source of this 1968-nucleotide messenger RNA. Lineage: Eukaryota; Metazoa; Chordata; Actinopteri; Gobiiformes; Gobiidae. The record is from the annotation of a GenBank genome assembly.